AAUUUUCUUCAAUUUUUCGAAAAGGACGUCGGAGGUUAUCAAUAAUUUCACAAUUUUUGUAAAAUUAUACUGUAUUUAACCUGAAAAGUUGGUGCCAGUAGUGUUAAUUUAUCGGGGUUAUUAGUGAUUGUCACCGAAACAUUCUUAAUCAUGCUUUCUGUGGUGCAGAAAGCCCCUAAUUUGUCAAAAGCUUUGAAAGGUACGUCCUAUGUUGUGCCAAAUAUCUCCGUACCACCAAAAGUAUCUGCACCGAAACACGAAGUUGCUUCAGUGUAUGUUCCUGAACAGUUUUUAACUGUUGAUAAAAUAAAAUCAGCUUUACCUUAUGUAACGGGAACUACUCGCGUUAUCAGUGGAGUCACAACUAAACUACAAUUUAGGUAUUCACAUACCGACGUGUCAGUUCCCGAUAAUUCGUAUUAUCGGAGGUCGUCCGUUCGCGACCCAACGGUACCAUCUAAGGAAUCUGCAGAUGGCCGUAAAGCAUUCACCUACCUUUUCACUGCAGGUGCUGUUGCGUUCACAUCGGUUUCUGCGAAAACUUGUUUGACUAAAGUCGCCAAAUACUACGGUUUUAAUCAAGAUGCGCUAGCUUUGGGAGUUCUCGAAUUGGAUAUUAGUAAGGUACCAGAAGGAAAAAGCAUUACAUUCAAAUGGCGAAACAAACCGUUAUUCGUGAAACACAGGACAGCCGAAGAAAUUGCAGAUGUUAAUUCUACGCCUUUAUCUGAAUUGAGAGAUCCAGUUCCAGAUAGUGAACGUGUUCAAAAACCAGAGUGGCUCAUCACUUUGGGUAUUUGUACUCAUCUUGGAUGUGUUCCUUUACCGAACAAAGGAGAUUAUGUCGGAGGGUAUUUCUGCCCCUGUCACGGUUCCCAUUAUGAUGCCGCUGGACGUAUCAGAAAAGGCCCCGCUCCUGAAAAUUUAGAAAUACCUCCGUAUCAUUUCUCAAACGAUACUACCAUCGUAAUAGGAUAAACUGUUAGCUUAUUUAAUUGAUAUGUGUUUAUAUUAUUUCCAUAUUGCGUUUUUUGAUUUAGUGCUGUUAUAACGAUGUAUUGAUUGUUCUAAAAGUAUCGCAAACUGGUAAUGAAUAAAAAUUUGUAAAUUUCA
This is a messenger RNA of Planococcus citri (citrus mealybug), 1113 nucleotides long. It is a transcript of the gene RFeSP, whose product is annotated as Rieske iron-sulfur protein. The record is from RefSeq and is a predicted model, not a curated record. Bases 151 to 978 code for a protein of 275 amino acids. Gene Ontology annotation, biological process: mitochondrial electron transport, ubiquinol to cytochrome c. Lineage: Eukaryota; Metazoa; Arthropoda; Insecta; Hemiptera; Pseudococcidae. Gene Ontology annotation, molecular function: 2 iron, 2 sulfur cluster binding; quinol-cytochrome-c reductase activity. The transcript has 5 exons. Gene Ontology annotation, cellular component: membrane.